Messenger RNA from Trametes versicolor FP-101664 SS1, 1593 nucleotides. RefSeq lists its product as uncharacterized. The coding region runs from base 1 to 1593 and encodes 530 amino acids. Lineage: Eukaryota; Fungi; Basidiomycota; Agaricomycetes; Polyporales; Polyporaceae. The transcript has a single exon. The record is from RefSeq and is a predicted model, not a curated record.
AUGUCCUCACGAGCGGCCGCACACAAUGCCUCCUCACCCAUUCAUCGACUCCCACCAGAACUACUCGGGCCUAUCCUUUGCGAUGCUCAGCAGCGCCUUCAGGACAUCUACUUUGCCCACGUUUGCCGUCACUGGCGCCUGCUUCUGCUCGCCACGCCCGAGUACUGGGUGUCUACACUGGAAACACUCCAGAUCGCGCCUUACACGCCCGUUGGCCUGGUCAUGCACUGUCUCAACCUAUCAUCCCCCCGCCCAAUCAAACUGCAGGUGAUAUUCAUGGGGCAGACCCAGUGCAGACUGCUUGCACCUCACGCGUCACGCAUUGUGCAGCUGUCGAUACUCGGAUUCGUGGGCGAAGCUGCUGUGCAGGCUUUCGAAGGCCUCCUCAAUGACGGUCUGCCGGCCCUCUCAGAUAUUCGGUACGAUUGCGACGUUCCCUUCCUCGCCGCAACGCGGACGGUAGUGCAUCCGCUAUCGGACUUUCCGCUCCCGGCACUCCGCCACCUGGAAAUCCUAUCCUCAUUCCCGCUUCACAUGUGCGCAACAUCAACACUGAAGCACCUGAUUGUGAACGUGGAAGGGCCAGUGUGCGACGCGCACCGCUUCCGCGACACACUGAGCCGCUGCCGAUUCCUGAAAACCCUCGCUUUCCGGCCCGAUGAUCCCAAAGAGCCCAUUUCUGCACCCACCGGGCUCAACGAGCGUCCGCCACAGGACAAGAUGCCCCGCCUCCACCGCCUCUCCGUCGCCGGCUCCGCGGGGUACAUGACCGACAUGCUCGCGCACCUCAACAUGCCCCCGCCCGACAGCCUCCGCCUCCGCGCCACCCUCCCGCGCGUAGACCUCCGUGCUGUCCUGGCGUCCCCGACCGUCGCCGCGUGGAACAUCGUCCCCGCGCUCACACGUCUCUACGUGGGGCGCACGUUCCACACCGGGCGCAUACACAUAAUCGGGUACGCGCACGCGCCCAAGACGGCGGACAAGCACCGGGAACGGGAGCGGGAGCGCCUCGACAUCGCGCUGUGGAGCAACUGGGCAGAGGACGACGCGCCCGUGCAGGUCCUGCGGGCGUUCACGGGCCCGGAAUCGGAGGUUGCGGCGCUCGCGGUGGCCCUCCCGCGUCUCCCGCCCUCGCUGGAGCGCAGCGCGUGGGGCCGGCCCUGGGCGGGCUCGACGGGGGACGUGGGCUCGGGCACGUUCGAGCUGCCGCGUGCGCUCAGGCGGCUGGAGCUGCUUGGGGGUAUGUCGGACUCGGUGAAGGUGCGCUUUGCGCGGGGGUUCGUGCGCGCCUCGGAGGGGGUGGAUAGACCGCCAUCGCGCGAACUCACGCUCUGCUGGGUGCUUGAUGUCGCGCGUGGGUUUGCGUGUGAGGAACGUGCGGUGAAUGAGCUGGGGAGACUGGGGAGGCUGCUCGAGGAGUUCGACAGUGAGGGAUGUCGGCUUGGUCGGCUGGAGCUGUAUGGUACCCUGCAGAGCUGGGUCAUCGCUACGCGGGUUGGCGAGGUGAGUACGGACGCUCGGCGUUGUGCAGAGGUUGCUGGACCUUUCCUCUCCCGCUUUGAAGAGUUGGUCGACAGGGUGGUCCUUGUAUAG